Molecule: messenger RNA, 568 nt
Organism: Taeniopygia guttata (zebra finch)
Lineage: Eukaryota; Metazoa; Chordata; Aves; Passeriformes; Estrildidae
Source: RefSeq, a predicted model, not a curated record
CAUGGCGGCCGCGCGCUGGUGGCGUCUGUGCGGGCGCUGGCGGCCCGCGGUCACCGGGCCCGCCCUGGGGCCCGCGCGGCGCCGCCUCUGGGCGCCCGCCGCCGCCGGCCCGGCCCCGCUGGGCUCCGCGCCGCCGCCCCGCGCCACCUUCAGCGCCGGCCCGCGCUGGCACCAGCGCAGCCCCGGCGGUCUGCCUGGGGGCGACGCGCUGGAAGGCGGCGGCGGCGGCGAGGACAGCGGCGGUGGCGGGGCGGACAGUGGCGGGGCCGGGCCCGGGCCCGUCAUAACGGCCUUGACGCCGCUGCUCGUCCCGGAGCAUUUCCCCAACGUCCCGCUCAUCGCCGUGACACGCAACCCUGUAUUCCCGCGCUUCAUCAAGAUCAUCGAGGUGAGCUGCCCCCGGGGCCGGGGCUGGGCUCUGCGGCCCGGCCUGGGCGGGAGCUGCCGCCAGGUGCCGGAGCCUCGGCGGGAGGUGCUCUGGGCCGGGGGCAGCUUGGCCUGGCCUUGCAGCCUCAGGCGGGAGUGCCGCGGUGGUAUCGCCCCGGGCCGUGCGGGGAUCACCGGCUGA